Molecule: messenger RNA, 385 nt
Organism: Manis pentadactyla (Chinese pangolin)
Lineage: Eukaryota; Metazoa; Chordata; Mammalia; Pholidota; Manidae
Product: putative nuclear envelope pore membrane protein POM 121B
Exons: 3
Source: RefSeq, a predicted model, not a curated record
AUGGCUGCAGUUCCAGAUUUGGGAGCAGGGGCAGCGGUGGGCGGUGAGGACUUUACAGCCACAGGAGCAAAGACCCAAAGUGGCUUUGGGUCAGGGCGGAGUGGGAGAACUGGUCCCAAGAACCCCUUUUGGGGAGCCUUAAAACCGAGCUCCCUGGGUGCAGCUGGCCAGAGCACACCAACUGCUUUCCAUGUGGCCAGCACGCCUCAGAACACUCCUGGGUUUGCAGCCAUCACCACCGGCUUUGGAGCUGUGACCCAGCCCACCAGCUGUGGGACCAGUACAUCCGGGUUUGGCAGCACCAUCUCAGCGCCCUUCACAUCUAUGGUGUCAGCAGGCCCCACUGGCAGUGGCGGACUUGGGACAGGCGUGCCUGCCCCCCACA